UUGAAAUGGAUCUGCUCACAAGACAUGAUGGCAGAUAGCUGACACCACCAUUUAAACUCUGUCCAGGUAACAUGCAGGCUUCUAAACGCCUGACCCUAUCAGAGGAGAGAUGAGGCACCUAGAUGUUGGUUUACCAUGAGCAGCGUCCACUACAACCACUCCCUUGCUGCCAUGAGCGGAAACGACAUGAUGGCGCACUCUCUGACUCUGGAGCAGAAGACAGCCUUUGCCUUUGUGGGGAUGCUACUGGUGUUUUUGGGGCUGCUAAUAGUAAGGUGUUUCAGGAUCCUGCUGGACCCCUACAGCAGUAUGCCCUCCUCCAACUGGGCUGAUGGCAUUGAGGGGCUGGAGAAAGGGACGUUUGAGUACGCCCUUACUUAACACAGGGACACACGCAUCAGUAGAUGUCCUGGCAAGCAAGAAGUGUCCAUGGAAAUCCAUAUGCAUAUUCACACACACACACAAACACUUGCAAACAUGAACGCACACAAGCUCCGCACAACCAUUGCACGCUGAAACGCCAUUAAGACAUUACUGUGGCAUACCAAACUCCAACAGCAAAGCCGCGUGUGUUGUUUAAUGUGUGUGAAUUGUUCAGUGUCCGUGUGCGACUACAUGUUUGUUGUAUGCGUGUGCGGAUGCGUGGUGGUCAUAUUCUCCGCCCUUCUGCCAGGGGGUGUGUAUUUCAAAUCAUCGAUUUACACAGAACUUGGCUGAAGCUCCCUUUAACCCAUACCUGCGAGAUGAAUGAAUGUCUGUAGAUAAUAAGAGAAGGAUGUUCAUGGAAACGGGUGGGAGAUUAGGAUGCAAUGGAUCUUUUAAGAUAUAGUUUGAAGACUCAGGGACAAGAUUCCUCAUGUGAACUUAGAACGGAAGAGAGAGAGUGUUUGAAACUCUGCACAGCUAAAUUGUUCUGCACAGGAAUGUAUAUGAGUGGAUACAGGGUAUUACGUCUAACUAGUGCUUUGUAGCCUAAUCAAAUCCAAUCUGUGGAUGAUCCAAAUGGAUGCUGCUGCUGCUGCUGUGUGUGUGCAGUUCAGUCCCUUUCUGUGGUGUCUUGUUCUCUGAAGUCAUGCAAUGAAAGGCAACACGACAAACUGUGAUUUACAUUAUGGUGUUACUGUUUCUAAAUGAUGCAAAAUCAACUCUCAAGAGUUUGUACUGCUGCUUUUUUUUUGAAUGAUGGUAUACUGUAUCCUGCCACAACCACAUGUAAGUGUGAAAGGAACAAAAAACAACCCCAACUGUUUACUUUGAUACGUGUGGCAGUGUUGCUCUAUGACUUGUCAAGCAUUACUUCCAUUGUUUAGCUUUCAAGCGAAAUGAGGACGAAAAAAAUUGGAAGGACUUCCUCAUUCUCAGCACUGCUAGUUUUCUGAUGACAAGGAGAAACUCUCACUGCU
Oreochromis aureus is the source of this 1403-nucleotide messenger RNA. RefSeq names its product cortexin 2 (gene ctxn2). The record is from RefSeq and is a predicted model, not a curated record. The transcript has a single exon. Lineage: Eukaryota; Metazoa; Chordata; Actinopteri; Cichliformes; Cichlidae. Bases 136 to 381 code for a protein of 81 amino acids.